GCGGGUGCCGCAGUGAGGAGGCGGUGCUCGGCCGCGGUGCGGGGGGACCGGGAGCGGGGCUGCUGAGGGCCAGUGAGGAGGGCGAGGGAGGGCUCGGCCGCCGGUGAGUCCGUCUCCCCCCUCCCCCCCGCCCACCCCCCGUCCUGUCCCGCGGCCGCAGGAAAUGAGCGAUAACGAUGACAUCGAGGUGGAGAGCGACGAAGAGCAACCGAGGUUUCAGUCUGCGGCUGACAAACGGGCUCAUCAUAAUGCACUGGAGCGCAAGCGCAGGGACCAUAUCAAAGACAGCUUCCACAGUUUGCGGGACUCCGUUCCAUCACUCCAAGGAGAGAAGCAACAGGCAUCCCGGGCCCAAAUCUUAGACAAAGCCACAGAGUAUAUCCAGUACAUGCGAAGGAAAAACCACACACACCAGCAGGACAUCGACGACCUCAAGCGGCAGAACGCUCUCCUGGAGCAGCAAGGGCAAAGCGAGAGCCGCUCAAGGUCUUUGUUCCGGGGAGUUCACUUCUCUUCCUCCCUCAUGGAAGAUGCAAGUAGAAGGAAAUUCCGUGCACUGGAGAAAGCGAGGUCGAGCGCCCAGCUGCAGGCCAACUACUCUUCCUCGGACAGCAGCCUGUACACCAACCCCAAGGGCAGCACCAUCUCCGCCUUCGACGGGGGCUCCGACUCCAGCUCCGAGUCAGAGCCGGAAGAGCCCCAGAGCCGAAAGAAGCUCCGCAUGGAGGCCAGCUAAGCAGGGCAGGCCAGCACUAAAAACUGUCUGUCUGUCUCCUCCUCCUCCUCCUCCUCCGUCUCCUCCUCGGUUCAUCGUUAGACACCCCCCGCCCCCCAAGCCGUUUCACAGACUCUGUAUUUUUCUCUCUUUUUUUUUUUUUUUUUAAGUAGAAGCUCUUGGACUGCAGCUUUCACCCCACCUUUCCCCUACCCUUCAGCAACUCCCUCCCCCGUCAUACGUUUUUCAAGCAAAACAUCCUAACUUGGCAGCUCUUUCUGCGGAGGACAGAUGGACGGACCCCUAAGCACAGGCUACCGCCCCGCCUGCCCAUCCUGCCGGGCUCCAGAGCAGGGGCGACUCCUUUCUCCGACACAAGCCCCACCCUUUCUUCCCUGCCCCUCAUUUGAUAGACUUUGUGAAUCUGCGAACUGCUCGACCUGUAGAAGAAAAGCGGUUGGGUGUAAUCAGAUUUACCCUGCUUAAAAAAAAAAAAAAAGUGGAGGGGGGAGAUGUUUUUGUUUGUUUUUUUUAGGCGAAAGUCUUUUUGAUUUAAUCGCUCCUGCUAGAAGGGCCAGGCCAGCGGGAGGGUUGCGGUUGGCCAAGGGCAGGUGGAAGUACAUUUUCAGCGAAAGGCCACGCUCCUCAGCCACCAAGUUGGCAGGUGACGACGCCAGCUUAUUUUUUUCGUUAUUAUUUUAGCCUGAAUUGCCAGCAUUCGGGUGGGUCAGGUGACACCCAUAUGGUGUGUAUCUGGAGGCUGCAGCGGCGAGGCAUUCUGGGGCACCUGGGGAUUGGCGUGGGUUUGUGUUUGCGGUAGGGAGGAAGGGUUUGGGUGAGGGUGGCGGGCGCUGUGUUGAGGGCAAUUGAUGAUGUUUUAAUAUUUAUUACCUGCUACUGAAAUUUUGAAUCUGACUGGACUGCCCCCCCUCUCCUCGAUGAUGUUGAACCUGUAAAGUGACAGAUUCAUAAAGUAACGAUCAAAAUCUCCCUUCCUUUCCGUGUGUAUUUCUAAGAAAUAGAGCCAACCGUUUUUUAUGUAAAUACACCAAGAGCAUCGUACUGGUACUAAACGCUGCAGGUUAGUGCGGACUCCCUCCUCCCCGAUCCUCGUCCCGAUUUCCCUCUCACUCAGGGACCCGCCGCCGCCGCCUCCUUGAUGAAAUGCCCCCCUCCCCUCCCGCCCGGCCCUGGUCCUGGACACGGUCGGUGGGUCCCGGCGGAGGGACCGUGUGUUUAAACCUUAUUUCUUCGUCUUUCCCCUCACUCUACUCGAUUCCUGGCGUUUUGCUGAUCUCUAGUGUAUACUAUGUAGUGUCGGUCCAUGUUUGAUUCCAUUCCAUGGAAAUAAAAAAGUAUGUUGUACAUACUGCCCAAGAAUUGUCUUGCAAGUUAAGGCUUCCCCCUUUACUAUAAGACUAUAAAUAAAAACUUAUUUUAUCCUU
Messenger RNA from Tachyglossus aculeatus (Australian echidna), 2160 nucleotides. It is a transcript of the gene MAX, whose product is annotated as MYC associated factor X. The transcript has 6 exons. Gene Ontology annotation, cellular component: RNA polymerase II transcription regulator complex. Gene Ontology annotation, biological process: positive regulation of transcription by RNA polymerase II. Bases 164 to 736 code for a protein of 190 amino acids. Gene Ontology annotation, molecular function: protein dimerization activity; DNA-binding transcription factor activity. The record is from RefSeq and is a predicted model, not a curated record. Lineage: Eukaryota; Metazoa; Chordata; Mammalia; Monotremata; Tachyglossidae.